Trichoderma harzianum CBS 226.95 is the source of this 2427-nucleotide messenger RNA. RefSeq lists its product as hypothetical. The transcript has a single exon. Gene Ontology annotation, cellular component: plasma membrane. Bases 1 to 2427 code for a protein of 808 amino acids. The record is from RefSeq and is a predicted model, not a curated record. NCBI's taxonomy places the organism in Eukaryota, Fungi, Ascomycota, Sordariomycetes, Hypocreales, Hypocreaceae. Gene Ontology annotation, biological process: cellular response to pH.
AUGGAGGCGUCCAUGGCGCUGUGCACCAGCACGUGGCUGCCGGCCAACGGCAUCCUCUCACUGGACGGCCAGUCGGACGACGCCAUCCUGACGCUGGACAACGACGCCCUGUUCCAGGCGCCCUGCCCGACGGCCACGAUCCCGAGCGUCUCUGUCGCCAUCAGCGACCCGGAGACCACCAGCAGCGGAGGCUCGAGUCUAGACCUGCAGGACCUGGGCGAUGGCGAUCCGGACGACAGCCCGCACUUUUCCGACUUUCGAGACCCCUUUUACGCCUCGAGCUUUCCCAUCUGCUACGCCCUGGCGGCUACCACCGUUACCGCCUACAUGCUCGUUAUUAUGCUUUUUAUCACGCCACGGUCCUUUUUCGACAGCGGCGUUGUCUAUCUUGGUCGCCCCAACAGCUUCACCAACAGCUCCUCGGGAGGUGUGAACAUUGGUGGGCGGCCGUGGCUACAGAAACUAGCCGCCUUGACGGUCGCGAUAUCUCUCACGAUUGCCACGGCGGACACAUUCCGAAUCGCAAAAAUCCAGUAUAUAUGGGGAGUGCAGAACGCAAAGGUACUUCAGAACGAGGUCAUGGGGAGCACCGAGCUCAAGGCCAUCCGUAUCGUGUCCGACACGUUUCUCUGGCUCGCCCAGGCGCAGACGCUGAUCCGCCUGUUUCCGCGCCAUCGCGAGAAAAUCAUCAUCAUGUGGGCUGCUUUCUUUCUCAUCAGCCUCGAUGUCAUCUUUAGCGCCCUCAACAGCUUUCUGUACUCUGAUCCGGACAGCAUUGGGAAUUCCAUGCCCAAGAGUUUUGCUCAUCCCAUCCCAGCGCUGAGUUACCUAUUCCAGCUGGCGCUGGGGGUGCUAUACGCCGCGUGGGUUGUUUACUACGCAAUUAUGAAGAAAAGAUAUGCCUUCUAUCAUCCCCUGAUGAAGAACAUGGUUUUGGUAGCCAGCAUUUCUCUGGGCGCCAUCUUAAUACCAGUUGUCUUUUUUAUACUCGAUAUUUCGAAGCCAGAGUUUACUGGCUGGGGUGAUUAUGUGCGGUGGGUUGGUGCGGCGGCAGCCAGUGUGGUGGUGUGGGAGUGGGUGGAACGAAUUGAAGCACUGGAGCGUGAAGAGAAAAAGGACGGAAUACUUGGAAGGGAGGUGUUUGAUGGAGACGACACGCUAGAAGUAAACGCAGCAGAACUCCCUUGGUCACGAAAGCGAAAGGGAUACAAGGUGGAAGGUGGUGGAGGUGAUGGCAGAGGAGUGAUGGUUACGGAGAGGGAGCAAAGACCUCGAGAAGGCAACGGCUGGCCCGGUGUACCAGUUAUGAGCGGCCGAAAUCGUGAAAGAGAGCGCGGCAAUGGACACGGCCGCGAUGACGACGAAACUGGCGGCGGGACAGCGGGAGAGAGGACAUCAGGACACAUCUUGAGACCGCCAGUGUGGCUCACGCGACCUGCCCCAGCCGUAACACAAGCCAGCAGAACAGACACCACCAGUGCCGCCAGCAGCACCGUUUACGCCGUGAGAUACCAGGGAGGCUCCGAUGCCCUGGCGAGAGCAGCCGAUCUGGCGAGAGCGACUCAGAUUCGACGCACGACGGAAUUUUCGAGGCCCGAAAAUCACCCCCAGAGUCGCCAUCCUGCUGUGGACGAUGGGGUUUCGACAAGCCAGUCGCCUACAUCCAUCUCUCCAGGGGACUCUCCAUCCGUUCACAUUGCGAUACGGGAGCCGGAGAGGUCGAUGGAUUUAGAGGCGAAUUCUAGCUCGGGCGGCGGUCGUUGGCAGUCGUUGCUGCGUCGUGGAAACGGGAGCCAAGUUCCUUCGCCACUGCAAUCGCCUAGAGGACUAUCAGAUGCCCGGUCAACCUUUACGACAAGAGCCCGAAUCGAUACCAACCGAUGGGAUAUCCGGAGCAGGCUGGAAGAGUUUGCCGUGAGCCAAGCUGACAGGAUUCGAGAAAGGUUCCGGCCCACGACGGACACGGACAACCUCCCCGUAACGGUGAUACCGGCGCCAGCUCGACGAGGCGCGGCGCUGCAGCAAGUUCUAGAGGAAGAAGGCGAGGAACUAAGCAGCUCGGCGGCAUCGGCCAUACGGCGAGCGCGGGGAUCCAGCAGUAGUAGCUCUUCCGAGGAGGUGUACGAAGUCAGGGGCCGGAAUAACAUGGCGCCCAACGCGUACUCGAGAACGACGGCUUCAGCGCACGAGAGGCCCAUACCGCCAAAUAAUCCGCCGCUGUGGCCGGGGGUGCGCAAUCGACAUCUCUAUGACGACGACGAUUACUCGUAUGACGAUACUGUAACGGAAACUUCGUCUGUGAUUUCGCAGGAGCACGAGCAUGCACAUGGACACGAGCGGGAUCGAGAACGAGAACGAGAAUCUGAACCAGAUACUGGGCAAGAUGACGGACGCACGAUACCGCCUGGCGGACCCGGUGCCUCAUAG